CGACAGUCCCGACACGCAGCUGACGCAGCCGCAAGCCGCAACCUGUCAUUCUACUCCGAUGGCUUUUCUCUCCAUGGAGAUGGGGAGUAACUGCAAAUAAAUUGAUAGCUAAAUCCGUGAGUUUUUUGUACAUAAACGGCGUGCGUGCAAGAGAAAGAUAUUCUAGUCAGAGGAUUUAACGAAGUAACGAACGUGAUAAAAUGGAUGAGGCUAAAUUUCUGAAAAGGAAAGUGAGAUCCGGGACGCUGGACGUCCACCCCACGGAGAAGGCCCUGGUGGUCAAUUACGACGUCGAGGCGAUGAUACUUGGGGAACUAGGAGAUCCUAUGCUCGGCGAUCGCAAGGAAUGCCAAAAAAUAAUCAGACUAAAGAGCCUGAAUGCAGAUACGAAUGUUUCUCUCUUGGCGAAAGAGGUAAUGGAGAAAUGUUCGUUAAUACACGAAUCUAAGCUACGUGAGGUCGAGCAGCUUAUUUACUAUCUGAAAAAUCGUCGAACUAACGAUAUCAACAUGGGUAAUGAUAACAAUUCUCAGCCACCAAGACCAGCGUCGUCGAAUUCAAUGUUCACAGAGAACAGUGAGGUCGAACGUGCAGUCAUCAGCAAUGUGGAUGGUUACAUCGAAUUACUAUACGAGGAGAUACCAGGAAAGAUUAAAGGUUCAUCGUUGAUCUUACAAUUAGCGAGGGUACCCGAUAAUCUUUUGGAAUUGACAAAAAAUGAAUCAUUAUUAAGCGCAUUAGCUCGGGUUCUAAGGGAAGAUUGGCGGCGCAGCAUAGAACUAUCCACGAAUAUCAUUUAUAUUUUCUUUUGUUUCUCAACGUAUAGUCAGUUUCAUCAUAUUGUGCUUGAAUACAGAAUUGGUUCUCUUUGUAUGGAUAUAAUCGACUUUGAAUUACGUCGCUACGAUCAAUGGAAGGAGGACAUGGAGAAACGCCGGAAACAGUUUGAGAAUACCACCGGUCUGACGUUUUUCCCAGCGGUCAAUAAUGAUAACUGUGAUAGAAAGAUCAGGAUUAUCGAUGAUAUUUGGAAUAUGGAGGGUCCAUUGGAUUACGAAGUCAAAAGACGAUCCACGGAAGUAUCUGUGACUGUAUCGGAGAGUGACGUAAGAAAGCUGAAGGAGGAACUUGAAAAAAGUCGCAAGAAGUUUAAAAGUUUGACAAAGAAGCAAGAGCAGUUGUUGCGAGUUGCGUUUUAUUUACUCUUAAAUAUUGCCGAAAACGCUAUGGAUGUCGAAAGGAAAAUGCGUAAAAAGAAUGUUAUCGGUAUGUUGAUUAAAACGUUAGAUAGGACGAAUACUGACUUGUUGAUCCUGGUUGUCACGUUUUUGAAGAAAUUGUCCAUCUUUCGUGAAAACAAAGAUCUCAUGACGGAAGAAAAUAUUAUAGACAAAUUACCGAGACUUUUACAAAACAAUAAUGCUGAUCUUGUACUAAGCACUUUAAAAUUGUUAUUUAAUCUUUCCUUUGAUGCUAAAUUGAGAGCGAGAAUGAUUAGAGUUGGUAUGUUACCAAAAUGGAUAAAAUUACUUAGUCAAGCUGACAUAAAAAAUAAAAGCACGAUUGUGGGACUACUCUAUCAUGCCAGUAUGGAUGACAAAGUGAAAGCAAUGUUCACAAAUACAGAUUGCAUUCCCAUGAUAACAAACAUGAUAUUAAAUUCUGAGGAUGAUCAUGUAAGAUCUGAAUUAAUAGCACUGGGUAUAAAUUUAGCUAUUAAUAAUAAGAACGCGCAACUGAUCGUGGAGAACAACCGCUUGCAAGGUCUUAUAAAAAUCGCAUUUAGAAAUCAAGAUGCCCUCGUAAUGAAGAUGAUCAGAAACAUUUCUCAACACGACUCGACGAAGGAAAAUUUUAUCGAAUUUGUGGGGGAUUUUGCAAUGGCCUUAACUCAAUCUGACUCUCAAGAUUUUGUACUAGAAGUAAUUGGCGUAUUAGGUAAUUUAGAAUUACCUGAUUUGGAUUAUUCCCAAAUCAUUCAACGUUGCAAUCUUAUACCGUGGAUACGCAAUAAUCUGGUUCCAGGUAAAACACAAGAUGAUAUAGUUCUUGAGAUUGUUAUAUUUCUGGGCACCGCAGCUCAUGACGAAGAUUGUGCUCGUUUAUUAUGUAAGGCUGAUAUACUUCUUUCUCUUAUCGAAUUACUUAAAGCGAAACAAGAAGACGAUGAAAUAGUUUUACAAAUAAUUUACGUUUUUUAUCAAAUUGCAAAACAUGAUUCAACUAGAGAUUAUUUGAUUCGCGAGACUGGUAAUGAAGCCCCGGGAUAUCUAAUCGAUCUAAUGCACGACAAAAAUCCUGCAAUCAGAAAAGUCUGUGAUACAUGUUUAGAUGUCAUUGCUAUAUGCGACAAGAAUUGGGCGGCCCGCAUAAAGGUAGAGAAGUUCCGAUCACACAAUCAACAAUGGUUAGAAAUGGUUGAGUCUAUCGGAACAGAUUCGAUCAAUCAUAUGUUACCGGAUGAUGAUGAUGAUAGUCUGUCUCCAUUCAUCAGCGGUGAUCUUCUAAAACAUACUAUAUUAUUUCCUUCUGGUAACGCAGCGUCAUUUAAUGCAGAUGACGGAUUUUCGACUAUGAAAAACUCUUCGGAAUCAUCUGAAAAUCCUAGUCGGCCUGUCAGUAGGUAUCGAGAUCUCGACGACAUAGGCGAACUCGUGGCGCGUUCUAAGUCCCGCAUGUCAGUUGCUUCAGGUAUAGAGGAUUUGUAUUAUAAUUCUAGAGUGAAAUUCAGCGAUUCGGAUAGUUCCCAUGUAUUAAUCUAAAGAUUGAUUCAGUAUAAAUACGUGAUUUAACUUUUCAAAGCCUAGGACAUUUUACAUUAUCUUUGACAUUAUAUACGUUCAAUGUAAAAAAGUUUGCUACUAUUUACAAAAAUAUGGCUACUUAAACUGAAGAUUUUAUUAUAUUAUAGACUGCUUUGAUCUCAUAGUUAUGUAUUUUAGCGUCUUUUAUUUUUUUACAUAUUUUUUAUAUACAUGUGAUAUAAUUUAUUUACGAGCAUUAGCUUUACACUAAAGUGAAUAAUUUUAUUAUGUUGCAAAAUAGAAUAAAGACUCAAGUACUGACAGUGUCCUAAAUACUAGAAAUUUAAUUUUAAGUGUUUUUUGAAUAUAUGAAUUAUAUUAUUACAUAAUAGUAUUUAAUAUUGUAUUUAAUUUUACUUGAAUUUUUAAGGAGUCUAUUUAUUGUUAUAAUAUUUUAUUAUAAAAGUAAAAACUUCCAUCUUCUAAUUAAAAAAAUGCAUUUAAGAUUGAAUUUUCAGUAUUUGUGAUACUAUCGUUAAUUGAAUCAUUUACCUUAAUAAUUUUAAGUCUAUUCAGAUUUCUUUUUAUUGUAUCUGUUUUGGAUUUUGUGAUAGAUUUCAGGCAGUCAAAAUAGUGUUUAAUGUGUAUGUGUUAAAAGUAAAAUUAGUAUUUAUGAUAGCUCUCAAAGACAUUUCGUAGUAUUUAUAUUGUUAAUAUUAAUCAAUAAAAAGACAAGUGGUGUAAGAAGAUUAUGAUUUAGAAUAAUACGAUAGGGACGGAAUCAUACGUAUAUUCUAAUUCUAAGAGAAUAAUAACUUUUUCUUAUUUAUGGCGUAUAACAUAUUAUGCAAUAGCAUCCAAUUAGCAAACAAUGCUUUUAAAAGUAUUUUUUAAUUGAAAUAAUUUCUGUUACUCGUUUGAAUAACAGCAUGACCAAAAAAAGUUAAUAUGAUACAAUAAUUAAAUUAUAAUAAACUUGUUUUUACUAAAUUCUUUUAAAUUAUUAUUGCGAAUUAUUAAUCUAAUAUAAAUAUUAAAUAACGUUAAGUAAAUGUUAAAUAAAUAUUUUUUCUAAAAUAUUAUCAAAUCUAAAAUAUUAUAUCAAAUGAAUAAUUAAUAUAAAAUAAACAUUAAAAAAAUGUUUUUAAUCUAUCACUGGUGACAAUAAGUUUCAACCAUAUUUUGUUAAAUGUUUUUAUAAAUAAAUUGUGCAAUAUAUAGUUAAUGAAAAAUAAAUGUUGAAAAGACAUUUAAGAUAUAUUGUCUGCUGAUUGGGCAUAUUUAACUUUUACAUUUACUUUUUCACUUUCCUUAGAGAAUAAUCAAACAUGUACAUUUUCUAUGUUAUCUUUCACUUUUUAUUGCACCUCUUGUCCCUUUGUUUAUUAUUAACUUAUUGUAUUUAUAGUAUAUAUAAGAUGGUAUUUUAUUAUAUCAAUAUUAUAUGCAUGAUUUAUAGCUUAUCACUUAUCCUCUACGUGAUAAAAUAAAUUAUAUAAUUGAAUCUC
Molecule: messenger RNA, 4252 nt
Organism: Monomorium pharaonis (pharaoh ant)
Lineage: Eukaryota; Metazoa; Arthropoda; Insecta; Hymenoptera; Formicidae
Gene: Kap3
Product: kinesin-associated protein 3
Exons: 16
Coding region: 201-2762 (853 amino acids)
Biological process (GO): cilium organization; microtubule-based movement
Cellular component (GO): kinesin II complex; axoneme; ciliary transition zone
Molecular function (GO): kinesin binding
Source: RefSeq, a predicted model, not a curated record